Molecule: messenger RNA, 475 nt
Organism: Ochlerotatus camptorhynchus
Lineage: Eukaryota; Metazoa; Arthropoda; Insecta; Diptera; Culicidae
Product: protein FAM32A
Exons: 2
Coding region: 73-432 (119 amino acids)
Cellular component (GO): nucleolus
Source: RefSeq, a predicted model, not a curated record
UCCGUGAAUUUGGACUGGGAAACCAUCUCGGUGAACAAUUGCUCCGUCGUCGACGGAAAAACCUCCGGAACCAUGUCGGACCAGUACGAUUACGCGGGCAAGGGAAAGCUGAAGCUUAAAUCUGACUCGGAGAUCAAAAAGAAGAAAAAGAAAAAGAGCAAGGACAAGGACAAAUUGCGCGAGAAGGUGGAGAAAAGUUUGGAACAAAGUGGCAGCAGCAGUUCCCAGCAGAGCCAAACUCAGGCUCCUUCCACUGGCAGGGUUUUGACCAAGGCGGAAGAAUCGUUCAAAAAGAUGCAGGAGAAGAUGCAAAAGAAACGGAUCAUGGAUAAGGCUUCGAUGACGCAUAAGCAACGGGUAGAACAAUUCAACCAACAUCUCGACAGUCUGACGGAACAUUUCGAUAUCCCGAAAGUUUCCUGGACGAAAUAAGCUUAAGAUAUUUUAUUCGUAUAAUAUAAAAUGUAUUCAAGUC